Lineus longissimus is the source of this 1644-nucleotide messenger RNA. RefSeq names its product ethanolamine kinase 1-like. Gene Ontology annotation, biological process: phosphatidylethanolamine biosynthetic process. The coding region runs from base 148 to 1293 and encodes 381 amino acids. Gene Ontology annotation, molecular function: ethanolamine kinase activity. Gene Ontology annotation, cellular component: cytoplasm. Lineage: Eukaryota; Metazoa; Nemertea; Pilidiophora; Heteronemertea; Lineidae. The record is from RefSeq and is a predicted model, not a curated record. The transcript is spliced from 9 exons.
UGUGCCUUCGUUGAAUUGUCUACCGGCUAAGUGGCUGGGUGGCAUAUUCCCACGAGAGCUCACGGCAGACGGGAGUCUUGCAACCUGAACGACUGCGGAAUACACCCAUGCCUUCUUGCUAAGCGUGUCGACUUGUUUUCCGAUAAAAUGGCAGCAGUUGCUAUCCGCGGCCCUAUCCUGGAGGUAGAUGAGUAUGUCGACCCUAAGAAUAUUGAACGAGAUUCGUUGAAAAUUAUCUCACGAGUCCGACCACUUUGGAAAGGGGACAAGGUCAGGUUUGAGCCAUGUGCCGGUGCUGGUUUUAUGAACACCAUGCUCAUCUGUCACCAUGGGAACGAGAUGAUUGACGCCCUGAUUAUCCGGGUAUUCGGAGAAGGAAUGGACUACAUGAUGAACAAGACCCAGGAAUUGACCGUCACGAAACUCUUUCAUGAAAUCGGGGUUUCGCCGAUUAUCCACUGCAUCUUCAAGAAUGGUGUCUGCAUGGAGUUUGUCCAGGGGACAACAUACGCCUGGGCCAAUCUGUCUGGAUUGGCAGAUAUCAAAGUGGUCAAAGCUGUGGCGAGGGAACUGGCCAAGGUGCACAGUCGUCAGACAGCGAAGCUUGCACUUAGCAAGUAUGGGUAUGGUUUCAAUAAGGAGGAAGCAGAGUCCGUCAGGAAGAUCAAGGAGUUCAUUGACAACUGGCCGACCGCAAUAGGGGAACCCGAUGCGGAUAAGCUGUUCAGAACAAACUUUCCCUCACUUGAACAAUUGAAAGAAGAAACGGCUAUAAUUCUAGAUGUGAUGGAACGAAUGCACAAGACAUUACUGAUUUGCCACUCCGACCUUAACCCUACGAAUGUCAUUUACAUUCCUGAACAAGAUCGCGCCGUUUUUGUUGACUACGAUUUCUCAGGGUUCAACUGGCGUAUUAUGGAUCUGGCAACUUUCAUUGAAUUCUCAGCAAUAGGUUUGACGCCCGAUGUUGAAGGUACCAAGCGCUUCUCUGACGACUUCAUAAAGGAGUUCCUGCGAGAAUACCUGAACGCCAAGCGUUCUCUGGGGGAGAUCGACCAUGAGGUGUCUGAUAGUGACGUGGAUCAUCUCUUCAAGCUGACUAUGAAAGGAAUUCUGGGGGUCUACCUUCUCUACGGAAUGGUGUUUGUCUGCCUCGCCUACGGUGAGAGGGAGAGACAUGGCCUCAGAAAGGUCGACCUGAUCGGCGUCGCUAGCACCAUGGUGACUUGGUACUUCAAGAAUAAGGAUGCUAUCCUAGCAACGGACACCGAGACACAUGCACCAUGGCCAUGAGAAAAAACAUUAAUAUACACCAAGCAAGCUAAAAAUCUUAAAAAGAAAGCAUUAUAUAAAAUGAACUGAUCAUGGCUGAUUUUCCUCUAUCACCGGUUCUCAAGGGUAUCUUCCACACAGCGCCAUUUGAUCUUGUCUAUAAGCCGGUAGUUAUCUCCGUAGUUGGUUGAAAUUGUUCAUUUAAAUUCGUCGUGAUUUGGGCCAGAUGCCACGAAAUGAGAAACCGAGGACUGAUUGUCUAAUGACAUAUAUUCAAAUGCACCAAUCAUGGAAUAAGAUGUUGCCUGUACAAAACCUGUAUCAGAAUUAUAAUAACGUUUUUCACGUCGAAUAAAGCAAUUUAUUGGUGUA